This is a messenger RNA of Daphnia pulicaria, 4581 nucleotides long. RefSeq names its product proline-rich protein 36-like. Gene Ontology annotation, molecular function: calcium ion binding. The record is from RefSeq and is a predicted model, not a curated record. NCBI's taxonomy places the organism in Eukaryota, Metazoa, Arthropoda, Branchiopoda, Diplostraca, Daphniidae. The coding region runs from base 707 to 4330 and encodes 1207 amino acids. The transcript is spliced from 14 exons.
GUACAAUUUGCAGUGUAUAUUACAAGCUGGACCGACCACGGACCGCCCUAAAGCAACGCCAGCUCCAACUGGUGGUGCGUGUUACACUACACUACAGACUUGCUUGAUAGAGACCCGGUUUUGGCCUCAAUUCUUCAGUCAGUCGCCUCGCGGGUUCACCUGCGCAUCGCGACAACCGUUCGUUCCCGUUGGAAAUAGGAAGAAGAAGAAUAGACGGCCGACAAGUUUUCCAUUUCAUCAUCAUCGUCGAAACUUGCGUGUGUGUGUGCGCGCUCCAAUUUGGUCGGGACAUCGACGGUCCUGUUUUAAUGAGCAGUGGGGCCGUUUGGGGAAGCGGAACAGAGUGAAAUGUCCCUUCGGAAGCGAAGACGAUUUAAUCACUAAAUUCCAUCCAGUUCCUACUUGUAACUUGCAACGCGUAUAUUGGUGCCUGUGCCUGGGUGUUCGGAUCCGAGUGUGUGGGUUACAACAGCGAUUGUUCCAAGUUGAAAGAAAAUCGCCCACACUUGUUGCUAUAUCCAUCUUGUGCUAGUGACUUGAUCAAAUCAAAUAGUUCGACUCCAGUGCACUUUCAUUGUCUCAAAAGAAUCUUCCGCUUACAUUCGCAACAACAAACAACAACACAGUAAAAGAAGAAGAAGAAGAAAGAGACCCACCGCCAUUAAAGUUAAAGAAACGACGAAUAGGACCAAACACAGGGGAAAAAAUGAGGCCGCGUUCAUCGCCCCACUUCCUACUCCUGCUGCUGCUGGCGGUGAUUCAUCCGUCCCUUACAACUCAUCAGAAUACCAGCAGAGAAAAAAAUGAGGAAAACGUGGAAUUGCUGCUGGCACGGGAUGAACGCUCCGCAGUCGUUCAUUUCCCUGAUGACAACAAACAACUUCCGGUGCAGUCUGGCGGAGCGGCGCCAUCAGCGUGGAGAUUCCAGUCGGAUGACAACCAAUUGUCUAAUACGCGCCAGUCCAAAAGUCAAUUUGCCAUUCCAUUAGGAGCCAGUUCCGGUAUGAUGGUCCCCGUUCCGGGAACGAGAGCCAUGCCGCCUGGUGAAGGCGUCAAGAAAGGACGCAAAGCCAAACCGGAUGUACAGGACAUCAUCUCGGGCAUCGUUCACUUGCUGGGAGGAAAAGUCAACCUUCACGCGGCCAACGGCGCCGCCGAGGCUCCGCCGUUCACCUCGGGCAAUCCUUCCGGCCCCACUCUCUUGAGACCGCAAAUGUUGGCUCCGCACUCGACCCGAAUCAACAAUCGGGCACCGCCGCGCAUCGCUCAAGUGCCCUUUGAGGCUAUCCCGCUGGAGUUGGGCAACUCGGCCGGCAAACCCGGUCAAUCGUUGCCUUUCGGUGUGCCGUUAAGGCCCCCCGUCUUCCCACCCAAACUGCCGCAGACUGGACAGAAUGUGCAGGGACUUCCGUUCACCUCUGGUAUCCCGCUUCCCAUUCAACUGGUUCCGCCCGUCUCGCCCAAUCGGCCCUGGCCUCCUACGAACCCGCUCGUGUCCGAAUCCCCUCUGCCCGCUCUCGUGGCUUUGACCACCGAGAACACGCCGACCGUUCAAACGCAUCCGAGUCCAUUACCCAACAUUCCUGCAAUCAACUUGACCGAAAUUCCAGCAGCCAUCCCGCAAAUUGUCGAAACGACUUUAUCGGCUUUCUUUCCUGAAGACUCCAGUGUCCGACACCCUACGGCGGUUGCAGUUGCAACGACACAAACGACAGCAGCAACAACAACAACAACAACAACAACAACAAUAAUAACGACAACAACAACACAGUUACCGCUACCGGAAUCGACGACUAUCCUAGUUCACGAGUCAUCGUCGAUCGAUAUCUCUUCUAUAUUGCAACCGUCCAUCGAAGAUGAAAGCUCGUCGAGCAGCCUCAUCCCGUUGGAUGUCCCCUCUCCUGUUCCGGCAGUGAUGUCUUCAUCAUUGCCUGUGAUGCCUUACUCCAGUGAUAUCUCUUCUUCUUUGUCCGUCCUUCAAAGCUGGCCUACGCCGUCCACUGUGCCUCAAUUGGAGGCCGGCACUCCUCCUAAUGUCCUUCAACUGCCCGACAGUAACAGAUACACGCCCCCACUGCCGUCUGGCCGUCCGGGUCAAGUCUUCCACGACGAAUAUUUGUCUCCGGCCGACAGUUACGGCGACGUUGACGUCAUCACCAGCGACAACAUUCAACCGCACGGAACCUACGGCGAUACCUUCGAACUGGUCGUCACCGCUGCCCAGAAUUUCGGUGGAUCCUCGCCGCCCGUCAACAACGGAAGGCCUUACGUCAUUCCGGUUGACAUCGACAAUGUUCGCGGAGGCCUACAGGCACCUGCUUCGGCGGAAUCCGAUGAAUACGUUUCGAUUGACGGCCGCAAAACUUAUUUUAAUCUCUUUCCAACGGAAACAGUCGACGGGAACGAACCGAUGGUCCAAGCGACCGCCAUGCCAAAACCAGCACCGAUGAGCAACAAUAAUGGAUACGGUUACGCUUACCCGGACAGCCCUGUUGAGCCAGUUCGACCGGCAGCUCCGCCCAGGCUAAGUUAUCCGGCAGCUGCAGCACCGAGGCCCAGCUAUCCGAAACCAGCGGCACCGGUUGUUAUCAACCGGCCAACUGCUUCACUUAUUAGAAGACCGUCCACGACUCCCCUCAGCCGGAUCGACGCCUGCAUCGUGGGAGACCCUAAUGCCUGUUUAGAGCCCAACGAAUCGUGCCAAGCCGAAGAAGAUGGAUCAGCUUGCUCUUGUAAACCGGGUUUUGGCCGGAAGAAAUCCAGUGAGGUCUGCAAAGGAUUGACCGGUCUCCUGGUAUCAAUCAGACUAGAUCGAUUGGACAAUCAGAGAUUGGCCUGGUCAUCCAGUUAUUCGGAUCCUUCCAGCCCUGACUAUCAACAGUUGCAGUGGGAAGCCAACAAAGCCAUAAACUCGUUAAUGGAGAUGGCACCUUUGUCAUCCCAUUUUGUCUCUUCAUCAGUCAACAAGUUUUAUGCCAUUGGCAACAAAAUCAUCGUCAACGCGUCCGUCUUCUUGGAUUCAAGUCCGGAAACGCAGAGCGUAACUGUUCGACCGACACUGCAGAGGCAGCUGUCCAACAUCAUCCAGCAACGGAACAACAAUCUGGGCAUCAGCAGAUUAUGGGUCGAGGGACCAAAUCCCAUCCCAGUUAUCCUGGAUUUGAAUGAAUGCGGUGCUCCUGAAUUGAACGAUUGCAGCCCUAAUGCUGAAUGCAUCAACAACCAAGGCAGUUUUUCGUGUGAAUGUAAAGCCGGGUUCUCCGAUCCCUACCCCAACGACCCCUUCCAGUCUGGCCGUCAGUGCAAUUCUUGCACGCGAAGCUACUGCAACAAUCGCGGCGAAUGUCGAAUUGAAAACGGCAGAAAAACUUGCUCUUGCCAAGGAAAUUACAAAGGACAGACGUGCGAACUGGACGGAGAAGUCUUGGGCGUGGCCAUCGGUGCCUCCGUGGCCGCUGUUGUUAUCAUCGUCUUGACCUUGGUGUUGUUAUGUAUGUGGAGUCGCCGGUGGCGACAGAACCAGGAGAAAAUGGUCGAUCGAAGUGCCUACAUGGAACAACUGAAGACAAUGCCGUUCCCAGCCAUUAUGCAGGACCGCAUCCGAUGGGCUCAGUAUGCGGAGGCCAUGGCAUCCGCUCACAAUCUCUAUGCGACACCAAUGCCUCCUCCUUACUUCUAUCAAACCCCUUCGACCUUGCAAUCCAACCCAGCUCCUUCGCUGGUUCAACACCCGACGUUGUCUCCUCCGCCGAUCCCUCCCCGAAAUAAAGUUCCCGUCCGUCAAGCGGCUUCUUUGCCCGUCGGCCUGGUCACUUCGACAGCCAGUCAGAUGAUCAACAAUCUCCAAGAAUUGGCUCGCAAAAUAAGCCGCAAGAAGAAGUCUGCUCCUAGACCGCCCGAUCCGGUCAAUGUGAAUCCGCAUUUAGCCUUGAUAUCGCCAGCCUAUGCGGUUGGAACGAUGAACAGCGUCAGUCGGGCUAGUAUGGCGCCCACGUUGCCUCUUGUGGGACAGUUUUACGGGUCUCGGUCGACUUGUGGUUCUGUUAUCAGUUAUGGUAAGAGAAGUGCACCGCCUCCGCCUCCCUCGAAUCCUCCGCCAGCUUUGCAAGUGAUGGAGACGAGCGAAGAGAGCGCCACCGAAAGUGAUGCACCAAUUGCACGGCCAUUCCAAGUACCCAGACCACGUAGUCGCUCUUCUGCAUUUUCAUCCAACAACAUCUACUUCGAGGCGGAUGCGCCCUCUACCAGCAAUGAUUUCUCCAACCAAUCGCAAGUGUCGCUAAACACCUAUCAACCCCAACGUCAGGGCCAUCGCUACUAUUAUCGUUAAUAUCACAAGUUUUUAAUCGGGGGUUUUGUUUCAAAAGAGUAUGAUGGGGUCUGUAUAAAUUAACCCGUAUCAGUGUUAGCGGAAAACGCGUGUGAUUUGUUUUGAUUUAACUAUCUGCAAGAUCUGCAAUAGAUCUGAAUUGAUUUCCAUUAUUUGAUUUCUCUUGUAGAAAAAAAAAAACUUAACUUUUUAUGAUUCUGUUUCAACAAGUGCAUUUGAUCUUGAUAAUAAUUACAUAUUGUGAAAACGUG